CUCGUCGAUUCGCCUUCCGCCGCCUAACCGAUCGAUCGCCAUGGAGAAGCAGCAGCAGGAGAGGAUGCUCCUCCAAGCCGCCUUCGACGGCAACCUCCGUCUCGUCAAAAGUAACCGACCAAGCUCGUGUUUGCUCUUUUAUCUUAGGGUUCGUAGAUCUGCCCUAUGUGUGGAUCCAAGUGCGUUUAGUACUUGACUCAAUGCUAAGCAUUUCCCGUCGCGCGCGUGUGCCAACUGCCAAGAGAUGGCGCGGAGGCUCAACUCCGGGCCAGGCGAGGCGGCCAUCAUGGCGGCGGUGGUUGACGGAAAGAGCGGGAACAGCGCGCUGCACCUGGCGGCCAUGGAGGAGAAGAUGGACGUCUGCAGGUACCUCGUGGAGGACCUCCGCCUUGACAUCAACCAAACCAACGACAAUGGUGAAACUCCGCUAUUCCUUUCUGCAUUCUUUGGGAGAGCUGUGGCUGCAAAAUAUCUUCUUGCUCAUGAUGCCGAUCCAAAGUUAGGUGGUAAAACAGGAUCGCCUCUCCAUGCUGCUGCACACAAAGGUCUCUCUCUCAUGUACACACACAAAUCUGUGGCCGACGGGAACUCCAUGGCGCGGCUGGCGAGCAUCUUCGACGUGCGGUGUGACCGUGGGCUCCGGUGCCAGCGGCAUGCCCUGGCCAUGCCGGUGGCGCGCGGCGUCGACGACGCUCUCUGGCUCUUCUAUGCCGAGGACGUGCUCGCGUUCCUCAUGCGUAGUUGCCGUCGUGGUUGGUCGUCCUCGUUCGUGAGCCUCCGCGCACUGCUCCGGCCGGCCGUCCCAUGCAUCAGGCUCGCCGCGCACCAGAGGUGGGGGGCGGAGCUCGCCGAUGCAGGGCAGGGGAAGGAGCUGCGUCGUGGGAUCCACCUGAUCUAUCACUUCCCCACACCAAACAAGGUUCUCAACCUUGAUGAUACCCCGUUGAGUAUGGCCAUAAGGCCCAUACCAACUGCAUCGGUGAACUGUGUGAAGCUACUCAUUAAGGCUGGCGCUGAUGUGAAUUUCACUGACUCGAAUGGUGGUAGUUACGUGGCGUUGGCAGCAACUUGUGGCUCAGCUGGCAUCAUGAACUGUUUACUAGAAGCUGGUGCCAACCCGAAUAUUGCAGAUGAAUUUGGUAUAACUCCAAUUGAAGUUGCUGCUUCCCAAGGCAGAAGAGAAAUUGUUGAAAUGUUAUUUCCCGUAACUUCUCCGAUUUCAAAGCUUCCCGAUUGGAGCAUUGACGGGGUCAUUUCGCAUGUGAAAACUUUUGGUUUGCAGCGGGAUAAACUUAAGUGUCAGAAGAAAAGAGCUGAAUUGAAAUUAAAAGCUGCUGAGGCUUUUAAGAGAAGUGAAUAUAUGAUGGCAGCAGAGAUGUAUACUGUUGCAAUGGAACUUGGCCCUAGCUCAGAUGAUUAUGCAACCCUGCUAGCAAAUAGGAGUCUCUGUUUGUUGCGCUUGGAAAAUGGAACUAUGGCUCUCAAAGAUGCUACUUUGUGUAGAAUGAUGCGACCCAACUGGCCAAAAGCCUGCUAUCGACAAGGGGCUGCUUUUAUGCGUCUGAAGGACUACGAAAAAGCAUGUGAGGCUUUCGCAGAUGGCCUAAAGUUGGACCCCAAAGCCGUUGACAUUGAGAAUGCUUUAAGGGAAGCAACUGCAAUGAAGACUUAGCCUACACGCAUUACAUGAUACCUUGGGUAGUUGUGGCUCUCUUGUUGCUACUUGCUAGGUCCAGGAUCAGGAUACCCCGGUUGUUCUCUGCUUCUCUGGUAUCUACCUACAGCAACAGUGCAAGCCUCUCUUUUUUAAGACUUCUGGUUGCCCCCAUCGUGUGUAAACAUUACUGAAUGCGAUGGAUGUGUAUCUAGUUUCAGUUUAAAAGUCAACAAAAUGCUAUAGAUUGAGUUCUUGUC
Aegilops tauschii subsp. strangulata is the source of this 1914-nucleotide messenger RNA. NCBI's taxonomy places the organism in Eukaryota, Viridiplantae, Streptophyta, Magnoliopsida, Poales, Poaceae. The record is from RefSeq and is a predicted model, not a curated record.